Molecule: messenger RNA, 1739 nt
Organism: Cladophialophora immunda
Lineage: Eukaryota; Fungi; Ascomycota; Eurotiomycetes; Chaetothyriales; Herpotrichiellaceae
Product: formamidopyrimidine-DNA glycosylase
Exons: 1
Coding region: 230-1579 (449 amino acids)
Biological process (GO): base-excision repair
Cellular component (GO): nucleus
Molecular function (GO): zinc ion binding; DNA-(apurinic or apyrimidinic site) endonuclease activity; damaged DNA binding
Source: RefSeq, a predicted model, not a curated record
AUAGCCACACAGUCGAAGCGCCAGCCCCUUCAUCUCUAUCGACCUCAAGACUGCCUCCAGCUCAUUUUCUUCUCCUGUCACGCCUCAACGACCAACUCGAGCAAAAGUUGGGUGGAUUGGCCAAUUCAAAAGCAACAAGUCUCAAGAGGCGUCCUUCCACCGCCUUGUCGCUCUGUUUAAGGACGACCUUCUCCGCCGGAAAAGCCUCACGAACACCAAUUUGAUCAAGAUGCCUGAGAUCGCCGAGGUCGCUCGCAUAGUACAUUUUAUUCGCAAACUGCUGGUUGGCAAAACCAUCGCCAAAGUCACGGCCACCGAUGAUGCAAGCGUCUAUGGCAAGGUGGGCACCUCAGCUGCCGAAUUUGAGAAACACAUGGCUGGUAAGAAGAUCAUCGAUGCUGGCCAACAAGGGAAAUACUUCUGGAUGAUCAUGUCAAGCCCCCCUCACCCAGUCAUGCAUUUCGGCAUGUCGGGGUGGUUGAAAUUCAAGUCUGAGCACACCUACUACUACCAGCCGCAAGAGGGCAAGAAGGACGAGGCGUGGCCCCCGAAAUUCAUGAAGUUCAUGCUCGAGACCGAAGCAGAGGACGGUGAAGAGCCAAUUGAGGCAGCUUUCGUGGACAUGCGGCGAUUCGCCCGGGUCAGACUUGUCGACUGUCCUGCUGCGGAGAUCCGACAGCACUCACCCCUGGUCGAGAACGGACCGGAUCCGGUCAUUGACAAGGAGAUGGUCACCGUCGAGUGGCUCAAGGACAAGUGCAAAAGCAAGAAGGUCCCCAUUAAGGCCAUGCUACUGGAUCAAGCCAACAUCAGCGGCAUCGGCAACUGGGUGGGCGAUGAGAUCAUGUACAAUGCAAAGAUCCACCCUGAACAAUACGCGAAUACUUUGAAUGAUGGGCAGAUCACACAGCUCCACAAGUCGAUUCAUUACAUCUGCAACACCGCGGUGGAGCUGUUGGGUGACUCGGAGAAGUUCCCCGAGGACUGGCUGUUCAAGCAUCGAUGGGGGAAGGGCAAAAAGGAUGCCUCGAAUACAUUGCCCAACGGAGACAAGAUUGCUUUUCUUACAGUGGGUGGACGGACCAGUGCUGUAGUGCCCUCAGUCCAGAAGAAGACUGGACCUGUGGCAAAGGAGAUGAGUGAAGCUGAGAUGCCAGAUGACGACGGCGAUCUCCCGAAGAAGCCCAAGGGCAAAAAGCGCAAGGCUGCAGAGCAGAACGGAGAUGGCGAGAUUGAACCCAAGAAGACGAAGGGAAAGAACCGCAGUUCGACUACAAAAGAGGAGGACGAUGACGAUGAAGAGGAAGUGAUGCCCAAGAAGACGACUGCUAGGGGCAAGAAGGCGCAGGCAAAGACAGAACCGGACUGGGAGGAGUUGAAGCCCGUGGUUAACGGGGAUAUGAAGCCACCAACAAAGGCGAAAAAGGCUGCUAACGCGCCAGCAAGCAAAGCAGAAGACAAGCCACUCAAAUCAGAAGAGUCCACGGGGACUCGAGGGAAGAAAGCAAAGCCUUCAGCCCCGGAGGCUGCGUCAAAUGACACGGGGAGAAGGCGGUCAGGUCGAUUAAGCAGGUCUUGAUCAAUCUUGCGGGAUGGCGAACUUUGGAAUCAUGGGGUCUUUUCUCAAGUGCCAUUAUUGUGUUGCUAUUAGUUGGAUACUGCCUAUGUUGGCACGUAACAUCUCGCGCGGGGCGACUUUGUAUGAACUCAAAAGCCUCAGGCCAAAAACAAGAAAACCC